CGAAUAACAUUUUGAAUUUCAGUGCGCGCUCCUGGGCCAAGUGAAAGAGCCGGAGGAGCUGAUAAGUCGCUUCACCAGGAACAGUCGGUUUCCACGUUAUAGAGUAAUCCCUGGGAAAACAGAAGAAUGUCUGAAGAAAAGCCGAAGGAAGGCGUGAAGACGGAGAACGACCACAUUAACCUCAAGGUAGCUGGUCAGGACGGGUCGGUGGUACAGUUCAAAAUCAAAAGGCACACUCCUCUCAGCAAACUAAUGAAGGCAUACUGCGAAAGACAGGGGUUGUCAAUUCGUCAGAUAAGAUUUAGAUUUGAUGGACAGCCAAUUAAUGAAACAGACACACCUGCACAGCUGGAGAUGGAGGACGAGGACACUAUUGAUGUAUUUCAACAACAGACGGGAGGUGUUUAUUCCUAAGUGGAAUGUGCACUCUACUCUUGGAAGAACCCCAUGCACCACAUCCUCACAUUUUUUUCAUGCUGUAUUUGUUUUUUUCUAUUUUACUUGUCGUCGUCCCCACCCCCACUGUGCUUGGCUAAACAUCAGGUUGUCCACAACAGUAACAAAGGUGGAGUUUUUUCACUGGAAGGCAGAUCCUGAUGUGAGAUGCAGGUUACAUUGUUUUUGGUUUUUUUAAUGGGUUUUAUUCAUAAAAAUGUAUGAAAUUUUUUUUUUUUUUUUAAUGGUUGAAGUCAGGGGCAGGUCUCAAAUCAGGUAUGUCAUGUAAUGAAAAAACGCUGUUGCUGUUGAAACAACAUCCUGCAUGUCUCAGAUAAUGAGCUGAAGUACAUGCCAAGCUUUUAAAAAAACAUUUUUCCAGGUUGUAAGCAUCCAAAGCCAGGUGGGCUCAGUUAUUUUAAUUAAUGCACCUCUCAUA
This is a messenger RNA of Monopterus albus (swamp eel), 874 nucleotides long. It is a transcript of the gene sumo3b, whose product is annotated as small ubiquitin like modifier 3b. NCBI's taxonomy places the organism in Eukaryota, Metazoa, Chordata, Actinopteri, Synbranchiformes, Synbranchidae. The record is from RefSeq and is a predicted model, not a curated record. Bases 127 to 414 code for a protein of 95 amino acids. The transcript has 4 exons. Gene Ontology annotation, molecular function: protein binding.